This is a messenger RNA of Hydractinia symbiolongicarpus, 1944 nucleotides long. RefSeq lists its product as uncharacterized. Bases 157 to 1044 code for a protein of 295 amino acids. The transcript has 3 exons. Lineage: Eukaryota; Metazoa; Cnidaria; Hydrozoa; Anthoathecata; Hydractiniidae. The record is from RefSeq and is a predicted model, not a curated record.
ACUGAUGGAGAACACUUAAAAACUAUAAGUCCAUUAACUUCAAACUGUUGGGUUGGUUGGAAUAAAACUUCACGCCCGAAACCAUUAGUUGCUCUUACUUUAAGUGCUGUGUCAAGAAUUUAUGCUGUUAAGCUUUUAACAUAUGUAAAUGAAAGUAUGCAUGCUGGCACUAUUAAAAGAUUUUCUGUGGAAGCUGGUAGAUCUGUUCCCAUACCGAGACUUGGUUAUGUAUGUGCUCCUGAUUCAAUGUACUAUAUUAGCCCACAAGUGAUUGAGUAUACAAUAGAUUUGGGAGGAGUAUUGGCGAAGGUGAUCAGUAUCAAAUUUGAUUAUUCUAUGGAGUGGAUUUUCUUGCGACAAGUUUCAAUUGUUCAAGAGAUUCCGGUAGCUACGGGGGCGUUAAAAUUAUCACCGAAAUAUCUAACAUGCAAAACACCGGCUAAGCCAACAAAACUUGAUGAUAAAAAGGAGAAAUUACCUUAUUACUUGCCUUGGUUAUCACUCCCUGCGUUGUUAGUAGUUGCAGUAAUAGUAAUUUUAAUGUUACACCGACGUCGUACCAGACGAGACAAAUCAAAAUCAUCCAUAAAUGAGCACUAUGCAGGACUAAAAAAAUACAAAAAUCCUACCUAUACAGAUUUAAAGGAAAACGAACGCCAGGCUUAUCCUGAUUUACAAAACCACGAAAGCCCUGAAUAUGCAGACUUAAAGAAGAGAGAACGCCAGGAUGGUGCCGGUUUAUUAGAGCACGACAGCCCUGAAUAUGCUGAUUUAACAAUGGACGUUAGCUAUAGUUAUGUAGAUGUUGAAGGGAAAGAAAGGCAUGGUUAUGAAGAUUUGCAAAAGCACGAAAAGUCGAACUAUGUGGAUUUACAGAAACACGAAAAGCCGAUCUAUAAAAAUUUGCAAAACCACGAAAGCUCUGGCUGCGUAAACUUUAGAGAAGACGAAAACUCUGUUCGCAAAGAUUUAAACAGACAUGAAAGCUCCAACUAUGAAGAAUUGAAUCACGAUUAUGAAGUAGAAAUGCCACCAGAUGUUUAGAUUACUCUAUUUUCUUUAGUCAAUUUACGCGACGCAAAAAUGAAGUAAGAUUUUCUCUAAUAGACCUUUCCCAAAUUUCAUAAUUACGUCAAACUAAAGAGGUGGAUACUAAAAAUGAUUCUUAUCCCUAAGUUUCUUAGCAAAAGGUAGAACAAGUUACCUAUUUUCGUAAAUAUUUCUGUUCGUUAAGUGUCUCAACUGCGAGCUGAAAGUUUCAGUCAAACCCUUCAUAUAGCCGAGUUUUUUUUAAGAAUAGCUUCGUUUUCAAAAUAAUUAUUUUCUUUAAAUCUAAAUAAAAUCCAACCAGAAUAUUAUAUUGCUCUAAAAACUUCAGCUUUGUCAUGAUAAUUUGAUAUCUGAAUAUCCUUAUUUAAAGAGCAUUGAACCAUUAUAAAAUUUUGGAUGACGUUAUAAUUAUUAUAAUUUAUGAAAUUCGAUAAGGGUGUAAAAUUUGAAACUUGCAACAAAUAUAAUUCAAAUGGAAAAAUAGGCCAACUAAUAGCAAAGUAGGUACUUAUUUAUUUUUCAGUGUGUUUCGUCAUUAUAGAAAGUAUGGUUUUAGUCAAAUAAAAAAAUAUUUGGUGAUAUAAAUAUUUACCACUUAAUUAAACGAAUACUAUUUAGCUAAUUCAUGUCAACUGAUUUGAUAUACAUGUUCUAAAAUCGCAUUGUGUAAAAAAGUAAACAAAUAUGAUAGGUGAACAAGCUUUUUUGUAUUCCUUAGUUUGUAUUUAUAUGCAGCAUUACAGAUGUAUAAAAAUUUUGAUUUGUUAUUAUUGUAAUCCUUUGAAAAUUCAUAAAUUUGUACAAUAAGCCUUAACUAGCCUUCACAGUCUACUAACUGUAUUUACUCUAGAGUUCCCGCCUCUUUAGUAAACCUGUCUUUUUGGCACGAGUUGC